AGCAGGAGUAACAGCGUAUCGUUUCUAAUCUCAAGUGCCUUGACCUCCGGCAGAACGGACUCAACGCAACGGUGCGGUCGUCCGUCGUUGUUUAGUAGCGAGUGGUGCCGUCACAAUGUCAGAUCGCACGUUCCUCGGACUCGAUUUGAGCACACAACAGUUAAAAGCUGCUGUGGUUGAUGAUAAAUUAGAGAUAAUCCAUCAGGCAUCAGUAAUUUUUGACUCCGAUCUACCGGAAUUUCGGACACAAGGCGGCGCCGUUAUUGAUAAAAGCACUCCGAGAUGCAUAACGGCGCCCACGAUAAUGUUUGUCAAAGCCCUCGACAUGGUAAUGGACCGUUUGACCGUUGCGGGUGUCGACUUCUCCAAAAUCGCUGCCGUUUCUGGAAGUGCACAGCAACACGGAUCAGUUUUCUGGCAAAAAGGCGCCGAAAAACUGCUCAAUAAUUUAAAUCCGAGUGAGUUUCUACAUCUCCAACUCUCCACAAGUUUCUCGAUAAAUCAGAGCCCCAUUUGGAUGGAUUACAGUACAACGAAACAAUGUAAACAACUCGAAGAAGCCGUUGGUGGGCCAGAGAAAUUGGCUGAAAUCACCGGUUCUCGAGGGUACGAAAGAUUUACAGGAUCUCAAAUCGCCAAAAUAGCCCAAACAAAACCAGACGCUUUUAAAGUUACAGAAAGGAUUUCUUUAAUUAGUAGCUUCCUGACAUCACUAUUUCUGGGCAAAAUUGCCCCUAUUGAUAUAUCGGAUGGAUCUGGUAUGAAUCUGUUAGACAUCAAAACAAAAAAGUGGAAUACUACUCUUUUGGAAGUGUGUGGCAAAGAUGUUUUGGGUAAACUGGGUGAAGAGGUUGUGCCUUCGAACGCAAAUCUUGGGAAAAUCUCUAAUUAUUACGUGGAAAGAUACGGCUUCAGUCCCGAAUGCAGAGUUAUUGCAGGAACUGGCGACAAUCCAGCAUCCCUUAUAGGCAUGAGAUUGCAGGACGGUUGGGUGGCAGUAAGUCUCGGAACAAGCGACACAGUCUUCUUGUGGCUGAACGAACCAAAAGUUGUCUUGGAUGGACAUGUUUUAUGUAAUCCAGUCGAUCCUAAUGCUUAUAUGGCUUUGCUUUGUUUCAAAAAUGGCUCGUUGACACGCGAAAGGAUAAGGGACAAGUGUGCUGAAGGAUCAUGGGAUAUUUUCGAUCAAUUAUUGAACAGUACUCCCAGAGGGAAUUUCGGAAAUAUGGGAUUGUAUUAUGACGUUCAAGAGAUUCUUCCGUUUUUACAAGGGGAUUAUAGAUACACCAAAUCCGGGUCUGUCGCUAAAUUCACAAGUCUGGAGGUGGAAGUUAGAGCUGUCAUUGAAGGACAGUUUCUGGCUAGAAGAGCUUAUGCCGAAGAUUUCGGAUUCAAAUUCGGUAAAGACACAAAAAUAUUGGCAACAGGAGGGGCAUCUGCAAAUAAAGCAAUUUUGCAAGUUAUGGCCGACGUAUUUAACGCCCCAGUAUAUGUACAAGAGGCUGCAAAUUCGGCGAUGUUAGGGGCAGCCUACCAGGCAAAGCAUGGACUUCUCCAAGACUCCAGUAACUAUUCAGAGAUAACGUCGUGUCUCCCACCCCCGGAAUUGGCGUGCGAACCUUACGGAGACGCCGCCGAAAUUUACGAACCUAUGUUGGAACGAUACAGGGCAAUAAUAAAGAAUUUGGUACCGUCAGAUUCGUAACUCAAGCAAUUAAUCUUGUGUUCCUCAUGUUUUUACCUUUAUACGUAACAUUAUGCAUUCCAAUUUUGUAAAUACGAUUUGUUUUUAAUAAAAAUGUUGACGAAUA
This is a messenger RNA of Aethina tumida (small hive beetle), 1811 nucleotides long. Its product is annotated as xylulose kinase. Gene Ontology annotation, molecular function: D-xylulokinase activity. Bases 116 to 1705 code for a protein of 529 amino acids. Gene Ontology annotation, biological process: D-xylose metabolic process; xylulose metabolic process. Gene Ontology annotation, cellular component: cytosol. The transcript is spliced from 9 exons. The record is from RefSeq and is a predicted model, not a curated record. NCBI's taxonomy places the organism in Eukaryota, Metazoa, Arthropoda, Insecta, Coleoptera, Nitidulidae.